UCAACUGUUAUUCGUCCUAUUGUUGCAGGCGUUGCUUUAAUUGCUAAAUCUGAGCGUUAGUAUUGCGCGCAAAAAUGAAUAAGGUCCUUUUUACGUUUGCGGUUAUAACGAGUUACGUGAGAGGUGACGCAUUCACCCCAGUAGCGACGACCCCGUCGGGAAGAAUACGGGGCUCCAUCGGUCUGACAGUCAGCAAUAAGGCGUACUUUUCGUUCGAAGGGGUGCCUUACGCAAGACCGCCUGUCGGACAACUCAGAUUCGAGCCCCCCGAACCGGUAGGCGAAUGGGUCGGCGAGGUGGAGGCGCUUGCGCCAACGCAGUGUAUACAGUACAACUAUUUCUCCGAAUACGUAAACGGCACUUACCAAGUCGAAGGGGAAGAAGACUGCCUGCACCUGAACAUCUACACCCGAGAUUUGAGCGUCGACGCGAAUGUCGACGUCCUGGUUCACAUCCACGGCGGAGCUUUCAUGUUCGGUAGCGGCACAGCUUACGGUCCCCAAAUCAUAAUGGACCGUGACGUCGUCUACGUCAGUUUCAACUACCGACUUGGCGCGUUGGGCUUCCUGUCCACAGAGGACGCCACCACCCCCGGAAAUAACGGCCUCCGAGAUCAAAUCGCCGCGCUACGCUGGAUACGGGAAAAUAUCAGAUACUUCGGCGGCGAUCCCGAUUCCGUCACCAUUAGCGGAAUGUCGGCGGGCGGGGCCAGCGUCCACCUGCACUACCUGAUGCCCGGAUCGGCCGGGUUGUUCAAGGGUGGUGUAUCGCAGAGCGGCUGCGCUCUCAACCCGUGGGUACUCAUGGAACGCCCCUUGGAAAAAGCGCGUCAGCUGGCCGACCGGCUGGGCUGUCCAGCAGACACUUCCGCUAUCAUCAAGGAGUGCCUCAAAACUAGGCUCGCCGCCGAUAUCGCGGGGGCCGCGAGGCUGCUCCAACCGUGGAUGUACAACCCGUUCUCUCCGUUUGGCGUGGUAGUGGACGCUUGGGCAGAAGAUCCCGUAUUGCCCCACCAUCCGUACGACUUGCUCGUGAGAGGACUCGUGCAGAACCACCCUUGGAUCGUUUCGUACACAUCAUCUGAAGGCCUGUUCCCCGCUUCAGAAUUUUACGCCGACGAGCGCCUCCUGGCGGACAUCGAUGCGAAUUGGAACGACAUAAUGCCCCACGUGUUGCACUACAACUGUACCGUCGCUCCAGAGCUGAGGGACGAGGUCUCUCAGGCGAUACGGGAACGGUAUUUGGGCGGCGACCCAGUCGACAGACGUUCAUUUAGCAAACUCGUCGAAUUAAUCGGAGACCGUCUUUUCGUCGUGGACAUUGAACGGGCCACUGCUCUGCACAGUUCCUCAGUGACAUCGGACGUCUACAGUUACCUGUUCGACUAUCGCGGUGCUGCGAGCAAGUCCGAUGCGAGGACCGGCUCUAGCAUCGACAUAGGCGUUUCCCACGGAGACGACACCAUCUACGUGAUGAAAACCGUUGCGGAUACUCGCUCAAACGACGACGACCGCGCCAUGAGUGAAAUUCUGACCGACAUGUUCGUGACGUUCAUGCAAACGGGCGUACCGCAAGUGGGCGUGGAAUGGUUACCAGUGGGGAAGGGUUGCGACGUGCCACUGCGACGCCUCAACAUAUCGGGCCCCCAAGCACUCGGCAUGGAAGAAGUGGCCCCGGGACGGGGCGCGUUCUGGGAGAGACUGCCCCUCGCCGAAAACGACCGCCUGGUGCGGCGGUCCAAGGACGAGCUGUGAGACGACUCUCGGUA
Messenger RNA from Cylas formicarius (sweet potato weevil), 1768 nucleotides. RefSeq names its product carboxylic ester hydrolase-like. Gene Ontology annotation, molecular function: hydrolase activity. NCBI's taxonomy places the organism in Eukaryota, Metazoa, Arthropoda, Insecta, Coleoptera, Brentidae. The record is from RefSeq and is a predicted model, not a curated record. The transcript is spliced from 9 exons. Bases 75 to 1754 code for a protein of 559 amino acids.